This is a messenger RNA of Selaginella moellendorffii, 1744 nucleotides long. RefSeq names its product protein LEO1 homolog. The transcript is spliced from 10 exons. Gene Ontology annotation, molecular function: RNA polymerase II C-terminal domain phosphoserine binding. NCBI's taxonomy places the organism in Eukaryota, Viridiplantae, Streptophyta, Lycopodiopsida, Selaginellales, Selaginellaceae. Gene Ontology annotation, biological process: positive regulation of transcription elongation by RNA polymerase II; transcription elongation by RNA polymerase II. Bases 62 to 1672 code for a protein of 536 amino acids. Gene Ontology annotation, cellular component: Cdc73/Paf1 complex; nucleus. The record is from RefSeq and is a predicted model, not a curated record.
UUAACCUUGACAGCUAAAACCUAGGUCCAGGUAAUUAGGGUUCUUGGGGGUGUUUCGCAAAAUGGGGGAGGAGAAGCGCGAGAAUCUCAUGGAGUCGCUCUUCGGGGAGGAGUCGGAUGACGACGCCGAUGCCGCUGCCUCCUACUCUGAGGAGGAGGGCGAAGGCGAAGGCGAGGCAGAGGGCGGUGGUGCCGAGAGCGGUGGCGACAGGGAAGAGAGCGAGGGCGAGCGGGAAGCCAGUGAGGGCGACAAGGAGGAGAGCGAGCAUGAGAGAGUGUCCAGGAGGAGCAGUGAUGACGGAGGUGGUGAAGAAGGGAGCGCCGCCAGCGGCUCUGAGAACGAUGGACAAGUCCAGGAAAGGGAAGCAACUCGCAGCGAGGAGGUGGAGGAGCAGCGUGGUGCUAGAAUUCGUGCAGCAUUGGGUGAUUCUGAUGACGACGAUCAGGAGGAAGGAGGAGUUGACGGCCCUCGCAAGCCAUCGAGUCCAGAGGGGGAGGGCUCGGACUUGGAGGGAAGCUACCACAAAGAUAGUAAGCGGGGUGCAGAGGAUGACGAGGAGCAGUAUUACUCUGAUGAAGAGCGCGCAGAAAUCAAGAAACCCAAGGGUGAACCUCUUACAGUAGAAGUUCCACUCAGGCAACCUCCAACUCAGGCUCACAACAUGAAUCUCGUCAGGAUCUCCAACAUUAUGGAUAUAGAGCAAAGGCCUUUUGAUCCAAAGACAUACGUCGAAGAGGAUGGAUUUGUUGAUGAAACUGGCCGACGCCGUAUACGUAUAGAGGAGAACGUGGUGCGCUGGAGAUACGUCAGGAAUCGGGAUGGCUCGCGCUCGGCCGAGAGCAACGCCCGGUUUGUGAAGUGGUCCGAUGGUAGCAUGCAACUUCUUCUCGGCAAUGAAGUUCUGGAUCUUGCUGUUCAAGAUGGGCAACAAGACGAAUCACACUUGUUUAUCCGUCAGCCCAAGGGAUUAUUACAAGCCCAAGGGAGGCUGGCACGUAAGAUGAGAUUCAUGCCUUCGUCGUUGAGAUCGAAGUCGCACCGUCUCUUAACUGCUCUCGUGGAUUCUACGCACAAGAAGGUGUUCAAAGUGAAGAAUGUGAUCACGGACUUCGAUCCCGAGAAGGACAAAGAACAAAAAGAGAAGGCAGCAGAACAGAGGAUUAAAAGCAAAGAAGAUCUCCAAAAAAAGCAGGAGAAGACGAUGCGUAAAUACCCCCCUACACGGGAGAGAGAACCUCAGCUUUCUCCUGGAUACCUUGAAGGGGCGCUUGAAGAGGAGGAUGAAGAUUAUGACGACGAGGGGCGUAGCAACCGACGGUACCAAGACCAGCUUGAUGCCGAAAGCAGGGCGGAGAGACGAAUCAACCAGGUUAAGCGGCAACCACCAAAGGCAAUGGAGCGACGCCCUUCUUCGCGGAGCAGGAGGGAUAUUUUGGAAGACGAGGAUUCAGACGAGAGCGACCGCAAUAGAGGUGCGCGAGGUGAUGAAGGUGAGGAAGAGCAGGAAGAUGACGAGGGGGAGGAAGAAGAGGAGGAAGUGGAGGCAAGGGAUAGCCGCCGCAAGAGGAAAGACAGGGACAGGGAACAGCUGCAGCAGCAGCAAAAUUCGCCUCCCAGAAAGCAGCAAACGCACAGGCGGAGAGCAGUAGUUAGUGACAGCGAUGAAGAUUGAUCGGAUCUAUCGAUGGAUGGAGCUCACUAUUCUUAUUUAUUAUACAAGCGAAAAGAUCGUGUUUGCCACUAA